Molecule: messenger RNA, 2955 nt
Organism: Coprinopsis cinerea okayama7#130
Lineage: Eukaryota; Fungi; Basidiomycota; Agaricomycetes; Agaricales; Psathyrellaceae
Product: Arg-6 protein
Exons: 7
Coding region: 38-2809 (923 amino acids)
Biological process (GO): L-arginine biosynthetic process
Cellular component (GO): mitochondrial matrix; mitochondrion; cytoplasm
Molecular function (GO): NADP+ binding; L-glutamate N-acetyltransferase activity, acting on acetyl-CoA as donor; arginine binding
Source: RefSeq, a predicted model, not a curated record
UGGCGAAAUGUUGUCCUCAGCCUCUGCAAGGGUCCCAAUGAGGGCGGCAGCUCGUUUCGUCGCUGGACAACGACGACCAGCUGUUGCUGCGGUCCAAGCUGUUCGCAGAACUGUUCCUGCGACCACCAGGGGCGUUCAGUCUGCUGCUCAGACAGACAGGGACACCAUUACCCGACUCCUUUACUCCAUUGGUACCAAACGCGAAGUCGAGCGACACUUGCGAAUCUUCUCUUCCUCUUCACACCCGUCGCAACCAGCCAAGUUUGCUGUCCUCAAGGUCGGCGGUGCCGUUCUAGAUGACCUCGACGAAUUGGCUUUGAGCUUGAGCUUCUUGUACCGUGUUGGACUCUACCCCGUCGUUCUUCAUGGCGCAGGACCUCAACUCAACGACAUCAUGGAACGGGAAGGUGUCGUUCCCGACUACAUUGACGGUAUUCGGGUCACCAACGCCAAGACCCUGCAAGUCGCUCGCCGUGUUUUCCUCGAGCAGAACCUCAAGUUGGUCGCGGCUCUCGAAAAGCUCGGCACCCGCGCUCGCCCCAUCACCUCUGGCGUCUUCAGCGCCGACUACCUCGACCGAGAGAAGUAUGGCCUCGUCGGAAAGAUCACCAAGGUCGAUAAGCGCCCCAUCGAAGCCUCCAUCCGCGCCGGCGCACUUCCCAUCCUCACCAGUCUUGCGGAGACCCCUGAAGGUCAAAUCCUCAACGUCAAUGCCGAUAUUGCUGCUGGUGAAUUGGCGAAGGAACUCGAGCCCAUGAAGAUUGUCUUCUUGAACGACAAGGGUGGUCUCUUCCACGGUGUGACGGGCGAGAAGUUGGACGUUAUCAACCUUGACGAGGAAUACGACCAACUCAUGAAGGAACCUUGGGUCAAAUACGGCACCAAGCUCAAACUGCGCGAGUUCAAGGAGCUCUUGGACCACCUCCCACGCUCCUCCUCGGUCGCCGUCAUUAGCGCAUCCUCUCUCCAGAAGGAGUUGUUCACCGAUUCCGGCGCUGGAACUCUCAUUCGUCGAGGCUACAAGCUCUUCAAGCACUCUUCCAUCGAGGAGAUUGGCGCCGACCGCUUCCGUCAAGUUGUCCACGACCGCGACCCCGACGUCCUCUCCGGAUUCAGCUCCGUCACCGAGGUGCUCAGCUCGCUUAAGAAGACUCCUUACACCAUCUACGGUGAUGAGCCCCUCGACGUUGUCGCGGUUGUCUCUCACCCCGAGGGCGAGAUCCCCGUUCUCACCAAGCUCCUCACGACCCGCCAGGGUGUCUUGAACAACGUGAUCGACAACGUUUUCGACAAGAUCAAGAAGGACCACAAGAAGUUGUUCUGGACUGCUCGAGUCGAUGACGAGAACAGGGCUUGGCACUGGGAGCGUGCAGAGGGCAGCUUUACCAGGAAUGGCAAGAGCCUGUUCUGGUACGGCUUGAGGGAUGUCGAUGAAGUCGAGGAUGCUGUCGAGUUGUUCGAUAAGCGAGGAAGGAUCGAGAGGGCGUACCUCCCUGUCGGACCUGCUGCCUACAAGCACGACCCCAAACCCACCCCUGCUGCAGCAGCUGCCCCUGCCGGCGCUCGCGCUUACUCCACCCUCGCUCGCAAGGCUUUCGGCACCACCCCUGGAUCGAAGAGGGGCUACGCUACCGCUGCUCCCAGCCAACCCAAGGCCAAGAAGCUCGCCUUGAUUGGAGCACGAGGAUACACCGGACAAGCUUUGGUAUCGUUGUUGAACAACCACCCCCACAUCGAGCUCACCCAUGUGUCGUCGAGGGCCUUGAAGGGAUACGAUUUGGAGGGGUACAAGAGCAAAGGAUUGGUGGAUCAGGCCAGUCUGGGUAAAGAAGUGAUCUACUCUGACCUCUCCGAGGCUGAUAUCGAGAGGAUGGAGCGCAACGGCGAGGUUGAUGCUUGGAUUCUUGCUUUGCCCAACGGUGUUGGUGCUCGUUUCGUCCAGGCCAUCGACAAGGGUGCCAAGGACCGCGUGGUUAAGGAGGGGGAGAAGAAGGGGGUUAUCGUCGACUUGAGUGCCGACUAUAGGUUCGAAACCCCUGGAGCCAGUGAAUGGGUUUACGGGCUUCCUGAAUUGUACCAGCGCGCCCCUGUCCAGCAGGCUACCCGUGUCUCCAACCCCGGAUGCUACGCCACCUCUGCCCAGCUCAUGAUUGCUCCUCUCUUGGAGUUCAUCAAACCCGGCACCAUCCCGACCCUCUUUGGCUUGUCUGGCUACAGCGGUGCGGGCACCAACAUGGUCGAAGGCAAGGACGGCGGUCGUCCGCAGAGCGUUCCCAAGCGGACUCCCGAGAGCUUGGGCGGUGGUGUCCUCAGCUACUCGCUCACGGACCACAUCCACGAGCGCGAAGUGGGCUUCCACCUCUCCCGCCUCCUUCCCUCGGAAACCACCACCUCUCCCACCGGCGUCCCUCUGAACCAGAAACUCAAGGUCGGCUUCGUGCCCACCGUCGCCCCAUGGUUCUCGGGUAUCCUCAUGACCGCUUCCAUCCCCCUCUCCAAGCGCUUCUCCGCUCGUGAUGUUCAACAGCUGUACGCUGACAAGUACAAGGGCGAGAAGUUGGUGAAUGUGUUCUCGCUGAACGAGAAGGAGAACAAGGAGCUGGGCAGGUCGGGUGUUGUCCCGAUGCUUCAGGAUGUGGAGGGCAAGCAGGGGUGGAGUGUGGGUGGAUGGGGAAUUCAUAGUGAGGGUGAACGCGUGGUUUUGGUUGGUGGAUUGGAUAAUCUCUUGAAGGGUGCUGCUACCCAAUGCCUGCAGAACUUGAACCUCGCUCUCGGCUUUGACGAGUACACUGGUAUUCCCCUCGAUUAAGGGGUGCAUUUGCAAGAUCUAAUAAAAGGAGGAACCCAUAUAGAAAAGUCACCUAGAUUCGAUUAAUAGACUUUAACUAUCUACAUAACCUUUGCUUCCAUCUGUAUCCCGUGUUUCUCUCUUUGUUCUCGUUUCGAUACCAUAAA